UCCGUGUACCAUUUACGCUAGUUCACAACCAUUCUCGAUUCAUUAAAUAAUUAUUCCCCAAAGUAGGAAUAAAUGUACUGAGUCCUCGACAGAGUACGUUCCAACAUUAUUUCACUGAAGGACAGCAUUUAUUAAAUAUUAGUGUCCGGAUUAAAUCGUCUGGGUGCAAAUUGAAGCUUCUCGGCCGAGCUAGGUUAGCUUAGCUUGCUAGCGUCUGACAAAGAUUAGCGUUUGUUUUCGUUUGUUCACAUCACUAAACGGAGAUUUGGUUGAAAGUGUUGCGAUUAUCGUGUGGAAAUGUGUGCAAAACGUGUGAAAGAAGAGUACGAAGAGGAACUUUGUCGGGCAAAAGAGGAAAACGAGAGACAAAGUCAACAACUAGACGCUGUUGAGUUUCAAAGAGCAGACAUCAGUGAAGAACAUCUUCAUCCUGGGUGGCAGGAGCUGGAGAACCCUCAGAUUAAAGAAAAGCCAGAGGGCCUCAAUGUUAAAGAGGAAGAGGAGCCAGAGCCUCCCCAAUUUAAAAAGGAAGAACACGAGGUUCAGAUCUCCGAGUUUAUUUUGACUGAUGUCAUUGUGAAGCGUGAUGAUGAUGAAAAAGAACGUGACGGAGAUCACCACAGCAGCACUUGGGUACCAGGCGCCGUCAUGCCAAAUGCUAAGCAGAAGGCAAGUGAUGAUAGUGGCACCGCGAAGAAGCGGAAAGCAAUCUCAAUGGAAACGAAGGUUGCUAUCAUUCAGAAGUUAGAAAGUGGAGAAAAGGUGGCGAACGUGUCACGUUUGUACAACAGGAAUCGGUCAACUAUUUGUACGAUUUACAAGAACAAGGACCGGAUUAUGGCACUUGUUGAGCAUUCCGACCCCAUGAAGUCGACUAUUAUUAGUGAGCAAAGGGGAAAGCUGAUUGGGGAGAUGGAAAAACUUCUGAGUACAUGGAUUGAACACCAGAGGCAGGGAGAAGCACCGCUUCGCCUCAGGCUCAUAAAAGAGAAGGCAAAAAGCCUUUUUGAGGAUUUAAAGGUCAAGGCCGGGGAAGACGCUGUUCAUGAGACCUUUUCUGUGACUUCUGAUUGGUUUGAUCAGUUUAAGAAAUCUGCCAACUUGCACCACCGCACUUCAGUUCGUGGCAAGGCAGCGAGUGCCCACAAAAACGCAGCCGAAAACCGCCCGGACACGCUACGGGAAAUAAUACAGAAGGAAGGCGAUGCCCCUCAGCAAAUUUGUAACGUUACUAAGAAAAGAUGCAAAUGUUCUCAGUGUGACAAAACAUUUGUUAACAAGUUUGUUUUGAAAAAGCACAUGAUUGUCCACUCAGGAGAGAAACGUUUCAGCUGCUCAGAUUGCGGUAAAAGAUUCACUUGGAAGGUACAUUUAAAAACGCAUGCAAGAACACACACUGGAGAGAAACCUUUUGCCUGCUCACUUUGCGAUAAACAAUUUGCUCAGAAGACUCAUUUAAGAACACACACAAGAAUACACACUGGAGAGAAACCUUUUGCCUGCUCAGUCUGUAACUCACGUUUCAGUGAACGUUCAGGAUUGGCUAAACACAUGAGAACACACACUGGGGAGAAGCACUUUUCCUGCUCAAUUUGUGAUAAAAGAUUCGUUGAUAGCUUCGCUUUAAAAGCACACGCAAGAACACACACUGGGGAAAAACCUUUUGCAUGUUCAAUUUGUGACAAAAGAUUCUCUGCAAAGAACAAUUUAAUAAGGCACACAAGAACACACACUGGAAAAAAACGUAUUUCCUGUUCAGUCUGUGGUAAAACAUUUUUGGAAAAGACUAAUUUAAUUAUGCACACAAGAACACACACUGGGAGGACACAGUUGCACACAUUGUUUUUGGUGCCCAUCUUGUUCCCAAAUACACAGACACACAAAUAAAUUUGGCAAGCAGAUGGGCAACAAAAACCCUCCUAUGACCACAAUUUGUUGUAUUUUACAUCAUUAUUUUGUUUAUUAUAAUGAAGAAUAAAAAA
Phycodurus eques (leafy seadragon) is the source of this 1982-nucleotide messenger RNA. RefSeq names its product zinc finger protein 391-like. The coding region runs from base 298 to 1887 and encodes 529 amino acids. The transcript is spliced from 2 exons. The record is from RefSeq and is a predicted model, not a curated record. Gene Ontology annotation, molecular function: RNA polymerase II transcription regulatory region sequence-specific DNA binding; DNA-binding transcription factor activity, RNA polymerase II-specific. NCBI's taxonomy places the organism in Eukaryota, Metazoa, Chordata, Actinopteri, Syngnathiformes, Syngnathidae. Gene Ontology annotation, biological process: regulation of transcription by RNA polymerase II. Gene Ontology annotation, cellular component: nucleus.